AUGUAUUUGCUAUUCUUUGUGUCCCGUCUACGUGUGGAGUCUCGCACCAAGACGCCUGUCAUUUACCUCCGUUACAAGGCAGCGUCGGAUGCGUGCGAAGGCGUGGACUUCAACGAGCAGUUGCUUAAUGCUUUCUGCUUUCCGCUGGGACCUGAAGCUGUUCAACCGAAAGAAGUGCAGGCCCCGGAGGAGUACACGUUCGCCCUUACACACAAUGAUGGACAGAGGUUCACCGGCUUUUGCCGCCAGAUUUUCCCACCAGCACCUCGGGUUGGCAGCAGGGCCCGGUACCCACAGGUCCUGUGCAUAGUCGCGAAACACCCGUGGUUGACUGUGCCCAAUAUCCAUGGGCUGUCAGGCGUUAGCCCACCGCGUUACAUGGGCGGGGGCAGCACGGGCGAGUCACUCAACUGGGGGAAUGACCGUAUCGAGCUGCAAGUCCCGCCGGACUGUGGGAAUGGAAAAGACAACUCCGGCAUCCCCUUGGCGCGAUUACUAUUCCACGUGCCUGUGGAGGGCAUGCUAACGCUUGUGGCCAGCCUUCUGCUGGAACGGCGGAUCGUAUUUGUGGCACGAUCUCGUGACACCGUGACGGCCGCGGUGCAGGCUGCGCAAGCGCUCAUCUACCCGUUCAGAUGGCACCACAUCUACCUGCCAAUCCUGCCGCGCUACCUGGUGGACUACUUAUCAGCGCCGAUGCCAUUUUUGGUGGGGCUAACCCAGGAGAUGCUGCCGCUAAUACGGCACAUCCCAAUGUCCGAGGUGACCACGGUGGACCUAGACUUGCAAAAGUUGGGCGCUGCUCUGGAGGCGGUGUUCAAGACGGUGCGGAGCCCGACGGAGUACGAGAGUAGCCCGCUUAUUACGGGCGUCAUGCAGGAGUACUUCGUCCGCUUGUUCGGGUCCUACCGGCGAUAUAUUCACGAGCAGACCCCCGAGCCAUUGACUCGUGGACUGCUGUCUUCGGCGGCAGCGCCAGGGCAGCUGACGUCCAGGGGCGGCGGUUGCAGGGAGAUCGGCCGCGGUUACAAGGAGUCUCGUGAGGGUCGAGGGAGCGGUGGCCAUGGCCAUAGCGGUGGCAGCGACAGCGCCCCGUCGCCUCAGGCGCCAGUUGGCACCAGCCGCUUGCAUGACGAUAUGCUGAGGGGCCACGGCUACUACUUUGACCAGCCUGCCUUUGUGGCGCAUAGGCGCAGCGAGGCAGUGCGCGCAUUCUUAAACUCCAUGCGCCACAGUCAGCUAUAUGAGAUGUUCGUCCAGGAACGCCUUGCCAUGGCUGCGUCGGGCGCCAUAGAGCUGACCAGCGGCGGCAGCAGCAGCGGCCACAGCUUUUCCUGUGCGGGAGGCAGCAUUGGCAACCGCUUGCGCAGGUCCCUGAUGAGCAAGAGCAAUAGCGCCAACAACUUGGCAGUACUGGACAACUCAUCGCAGGGAGGCUACUUGACCGGGUCGAUUCAUGUGUCAGACCUCACUUGCCUCCGCGAGAGCGGUGGCGGUGGUGAAAGCACCAACGGCGCUUCAUCCGCUGGCGCCCCGCCCUGUGCGGCCGACCCCUUCGAGCUUCGGGUGGAGCGCUAUCCAGAGCGUAAGCGGCUACUUCGCGAACAUUUACGCAGCCUUAUAGGCGAGGCCGCCGCGGCGGGUGGUGGUGGUGGUGGAAAGCUGGCGAGCAAGCUGCGGCGGCACCGGCGGACGGACAGCGAAGACCUUAUUUCCCAGCCGCAUGCCCAGCCGUUUGGGCCGCUCCAUGUCGGCGAGAGCAUUCGGCGGAUAACGACAUACCCAGGACUGGUCGAUGUUUCAAAUCCAACACCCGAGGACCCGUUCAGCUACUUCGCUGAGUGGGACUUGCGUGAGGACGACGAUAAUGCGUCCGGGAGUCCUAGUCCCAGCCCCCGAGAUCGGGAGCACAAGCGCAGCGAGAGCGGCAAUAGUCUCCAUUCCGUGGACUUCACGGAGAUCGCCGGCGCCAAUGGCAACGUACCACAACCGACGGGGACAGGCGCUUUUGGACAAAAAGCGGACCGCGGCGGGCGUGACCGCGACUCCGGGCGCGACGCGACCCCGCUGCGCAGGCUAUCAGUACCAAUGCUGUCAACGAAUGCAAAAUCAACGUACAUGUCGCUGCGUGCAGCACCUUCGAAUGAGUCGCCGGGCCCGGGGGAUCGGGCGGCAGUGCAAGCGGCUGCGGCUGCAGCGAGGCCUGUCGUCUUGGCUGCGGCUGGCAGCUCUGGGUCGCGGCUGCUAAAUCAGACGUUUCCUCCAAACGGCGGUGGUGGCGGCAAUGACGCGCCUGUCGCGGGCACAAUGCUGAAAGGCGGUGUACAGGUUGUGACACUGGCAGACGGCCACCGCGUAUACGAUGGGACAUUUAAGGACAUCCUCCGCCUGGCGGCCACGGAGGCAAAGAACAACCUAUUAUCAGGCUUGUCAGGACUAGCCUCCCCAUUGGCCUCCCCGCGCACUAAGGACCCCUCGGCAGUGGGCGCAGCAGGAGGCAGCGAGAAGGGCGGUGCAGGGAUAGCUGGCGUGCGACCAGAAGAUUCCCACCAGCAGCAACUGCGGGGGGGUGCCAACAGCACCGGCGGCGCCCAUAAUCUCUCGUCGUUUCUCGCUGGGUCGUCAUUUUUGUCGGGUCUCAAGGAGAAAGUGACGGGAGCUGGUACGAAGGUCAAGGCCUUGGGUACUUUGCCCCCGCCAGGCUACAAGCCUCAGACAACAGGCGAGAAGGCCGCCAAGUUCAAGGCCCAGCUUACGGGAGGCGGGGGUGCAACCCUGUUGGCAGGUGCUGACGGCAAACUUAAGCAGCCGCAUGCGCCUCAGCGCCCACUGGGCCUUACUGGGGGGCAGUCUUCUUUCCUGGGGCGGUCGGAUGGAUUCGAGGCGGGCCGUGCUCCAGGGUCCGGGCUGUCGUCUCACGCUCAGACACCGAGCUUCACGACCCCGAUGGCGUCUCCUGUCACGACGGGAGCAGCCUCAGAAGCGGGGGCAGCUACGGUGUCACCGUUAGCCCCGCUAACCUACCCUCGUGCAAUGUCCGUUGGCGGUGUACAGCACCUGAUGCCGCACCUUAAUGCAGUUGAAGGUGCAGCAGCUGCUGGCGCCGUCAUUGGAAGCGGAGACUCGACGCCGCCGACGAGUGGUGUGCUUCCUGGCCCGGGAUCCGCAUGGUACGCUAGCCCGUCAUGUGUGGCCCCACCUUCGGAUUGGAAUCCCUUUGGAACAGGGUCGGCACCCCCCGCCGCAGUCUCUGGCACGUUGUACAGCGCUGCCAGCAACUGGAGCGUCGGCGGCGUCAAUGGUUCCGUAGCGUCUGCCACGACCUCGCCCUUCGCCAUCUCGGCGCAAACGCCUGCUGGGGGCCCCGUUUUGGCGGCACCUGUUGCUGGCUGCUGUGCCACUUCGGCGGCGGCGGUUACGGCCACAGGCGCCAGCAGCGCUGAUGCUACCACCGCAGACCUUCUGGGUCUGUCGCCAUCGUCGCUCAGCGGUGUCAGCAGCGGCUUGGCUGUUCCGGCGGGUUCGGGAGUCGCCACGUUUGACCCAUUUGCUGCCUGUGAUCACGUGACGCAGGGCAGGUUGGAAUCCGCUGGUAGCAAUGAUUUCGCGGCGUUUGCGUCUGCAUCAAGCCCGCGGGAGUUUCCAGGACUUCCGGCGCUUGGGCCGGCCCCGGUGGUGGGCUAGGCCAGCUGCGGUUGUUUUGUUUAAACUAUAUAACGUGGGUGAAGCGUGCAGGUUUGGGUGAAGACGGGGUUACCGGUGAGGGCGAAGGUUACGGGGUGGGGUCCUGGAGUUGCGGAGCGACAUGCCAACUUCGUGAUGUACUGGAGCGCUUCUAGGUGUGGAUGCGAUAAAUUGUGAUCUCGGCACAACGCCUUGGGCGUUAGGUCAGGACGUUUUCUGUCACGCAGGAUAGUGAAGAGUAGAGCAACACAAGUUGAUUGCCAUGCUGGAUUAUAUUUUGAGGGGGAAAGGUCGCUCUAAAGAGGGUAUCGGGGCUUGGUGAUGCUCUCCGCACGCUUAUUGUCCGAAACAGAGCUCAUUUAGAUGCGAUUGCUGCUCCGAUUAUUCCAUAAGCCUGGUAAUGCGGACGUCUAUG
Molecule: messenger RNA, 4099 nt
Organism: Volvox carteri f. nagariensis
Lineage: Eukaryota; Viridiplantae; Chlorophyta; Chlorophyceae; Chlamydomonadales; Volvocaceae
Exons: 13
Coding region: 1-3684 (1227 amino acids)
Biological process (GO): endocytic recycling; endocytosis
Cellular component (GO): cytosol; intracellular membrane-bounded organelle
Molecular function (GO): phosphatidylinositol phosphate binding; guanyl-nucleotide exchange factor activity
Source: RefSeq, a predicted model, not a curated record